Penicillium cosmopolitanum is the source of this 2016-nucleotide messenger RNA. RefSeq lists its product as uncharacterized. The transcript is spliced from 2 exons. Bases 1 to 2016 code for a protein of 671 amino acids. NCBI's taxonomy places the organism in Eukaryota, Fungi, Ascomycota, Eurotiomycetes, Eurotiales, Aspergillaceae. The record is from RefSeq and is a predicted model, not a curated record.
AUGUUUCGCCUGCUACCCUGGCCCUCUGCGAUCGGAGGGGACAAGGUAAUGACUGAGGAAGUCAAAAUGCUGGCUCCCUCAUGUGCCCCCGUCAAUGUCAACGUCAACGGCCUCUCCCUGCCGCCCAUGUUAAAGCGCAAGCGUUCGUCCUCAUCAGCGACUGACGCGCCCGCUGCAACCAAGGUGCGCACCGAGGAGUCCACGCGACCGGUACAAUCUGUCCCUUCGAUGCCUCCAACGCCCUCUCCGUCCGUCGCGCCCUCGGUCGAUGUCGCUGCGACUUCGGUUGCGCCAUCCCCAACCGCCACCAUGGAGAUUGAGCGUCCGCCGGCGCAGGCCGCCAGUGGGAAGCCAAGUGUCAACCACAUCCGGGAUACGAUCACCGCCCAGCUCAGUCUGGAGGUUCUCCUCAAGCACAACGAGCUACGACUGAUCGACCAGGAGAUCGCCAAGUGCCAGAUCGCGCUGGAGCAACUUCGUCGCUGCGCGGAAAUCCCCUAUCCAGGGUCUGCGGUCGCCGGAGUCUCCGCCGACGUCAGCUCUGGUGUGGGCGCCUCAGUGCUACAGCCUGGAAAUGGCCCAGCACCCAUGUCGCCCGCGCCCUGGGGUGUCGCCGAGGGUCCCUACUCGCGUCACUAUAAGCAGUGGCUCAUCCCCGAUCCUCGGUUCGACGGUGGCCUGGCGGAAGCGACUCCGGUCUCGGGUGUGUCCGGCAUCCCGCUGGAAGGUGGCCGGUCAACACGUGGGAACCCGAUCGACUUCAGUCAGUUGGCUGGAAAGAGCCGACCGUCGCGUACGUCUACGGGUGCGAAGAUGCAAUCCCUGCCGCAAAUAUACCCGCCCCCACGAGAGAAGGCUGGUCCCAUGGUUAUUCGACGCAAGUCGGACGGCCUGAUGGUCAAGCUGGUCUGUCUCGAUUGCAAACGGGAGAACUUUUCCAGCACCCAAGGGUUUAUUAAUCAUUGCCGUAUCGCGCACAACCGGAACUUUACCAGCCACGAGGCUGCGGCCAUUGCCUGCGGUGCCGCGGUCGAUUUGGAUGAUGCCGGCGUGGUUGUUGGUGGUGCUCGAUCUGAGCCGCAGAGUGCUGUUGCCACCCCAGGCACUGUUCACCCUCUGAUUCAAUCAGUUCAACUACCGCCCCCGAGCGCCAUUCCAUCUUCGCCCAAGGAUUUGGCCACGCCACGCAAACCUUCGGAAGUCAACUCCACUGCGGCUGUUGCCACUCCUCCUGCGAUGGUGAAGCCAGCCUCUGAACGGCACCGCCAAUCAGAGCCGGUGAAGGCGAAGACCAACCCUUCGUUCCUCGCUUCCCCUGCGACCCCUCACCUGUCUGCUCUUAUGCGUCAGCGCGGAUUGGGCCUGAACCUGGACAAGUUGGUGGAAGAGGCCAAGACCCCAGUUGAUCUGAGCAGCCUCCAGGGUCCUGCGGCAGCCCGUCAGCCUAUGCGGAUGCCUACAGCCCAGGCUGCCUCUGAGCGGACUGAGAGCCGCAAGGGUAUCGAUAGAGCGCCCCAUGAGCCCCAACUGCAACACGAGAUGACUCCUUCACGGCCGCAGCCCCCAUCUUUCCUCAACUUCCCGUUCCACGGCCACCUCCCGGCCGGGACACGUGAAGGGGAUGGUCUGGACCACCCUGCCAAUCUCAGCCCUCAUACGAUAGAGUCCAACCAGGCACCCAGCUUGGUCAGUGACGAUGAGGAUGACUAUGAGGCCGCCUCCGACUCGGACAGCCCUAGUUCAUCUGAGGCCGAUGAGCAGGAGCAGGAAUUCCGCCACAUCGAGGUGGCAGAUGACGAGCGCAACACUGCGCAGUCUACUACCACUUCCGAGCCCAAGCCCGGGCCGUCCCUGAACCCUACACCUCAGGCUGCCCCCAUCGCGCAUCCUCUGAAACGGAGCCGGUCCAAGCGAUCCGUGUUGCCCUUCGAUCGCGACGAGGACGAUCAACGCAUGAGCUUCGUCCACCCCAACCAGGAUGCAUCCAAGCCGAAGCGUGCGGAUCCCAAAAAAUAA